AUGUCCGUCCGGGAACCCGUCCCCGCCAUGUCCGCCGCCCUAAAAGGCGCCCAGAUCUACUUUGGCCCAUUCCUCGUCACCUCCCAGGUCUUCCACCUCACACCACUCUCCUUCGCCCUCGUAAACCUGAAACCCAUCCUCCCAGGCCACGUCCUGGUUUCCCCGCGCCGGCGCGUUCCCCGCGUCGCGGACCUGACGGCCGCCGAAACGAGCGAUCUCUUCCUCACCGUGCAGCGGGUCGGACGGUUGGUUGAGCGCGUGUACGGCGCGUCGAGUCUAAAUAUUGCGGUGCAGGACGGGCCGGAGGCGGGGCAGAGCGUGGCGCAUGUGCAUGCGCACAUCAUCCCGCGGAAACGGGCGGAUCUGGAUCAUCGAGGUGGGAUGGAUGCGGUUUAUGGUCUGUUGGAUGGAGAGGAGGGGGAUCUGAGGCGGGCGUUUGGGGAGGGAAAGGAGGGGGAGAGGAUGCCAAGACCGAAGUUCCCUACUGUUGAUAAUGAGGGGCGGCCGCCGAGGAGUAUGGAGGAGAUGGAGGCUGAGGCGGAGAUGUUGGCGAGGGAGAUGGAGAGGAUGGAGAGGGAGGUUGUGAAGUGA
Messenger RNA from Aspergillus lentulus, 591 nucleotides. RefSeq names its product HIT family protein. The record is from RefSeq and is a predicted model, not a curated record. NCBI's taxonomy places the organism in Eukaryota, Fungi, Ascomycota, Eurotiomycetes, Eurotiales, Aspergillaceae. Gene Ontology annotation, molecular function: catalytic activity.